AGGAAAUCCAGCCAUCCCGUCAAGCGCAACACGAAGCGACUCCUGGAGCCUGGAAUUCCCCCCGGGGCGGGGGCAGCGCCUUGGAAUUCCCAACGCAGGACCCCCAUCCCGAUCCUUCUGCGCUGGGCCGGUCGGGGGGACCGGCCGCUCCUCUCCCGGCUCUGCAAUCGGGAGGGACGGGAGAGAGGAUGGGCUCCAACGCGUCCCCGCAGGAUGCGUUCCUCGGAUAGUCGAAGAGGAACGGCUCCUCGCCCGAGCCCGCCUCACCUUUCCGUCCCGAUCGGCCCGUGACCCCAGCAGCCCUAACCGCCCGUCUGAUGAGCCCAUCCUCCCGGUGUUCCAAUGGAGGCAGCGGGGUAUUUUUAACAGUAGAACCAUACGCAGAAGUUCUUGAGGAGGGGGAUGGCUUUUCGCAUUCAUGAAGCCUGCAUACUUCUAUUGAUAAUCCCUGGUUGGGUCAUCCCAGCUGCCAUCAAUCAUGAAGAUUACCCUGCCGAUGAAGGUGACCAGACCUCAAGCAAUGACAAUCUGAUCUUUGAUGACUACCGAGGGAAAGGGUGUGUGGAUGACAGCGGCUUUGUUUACAAACUGGGAGAACGCUUUUUCCCAGGGCAUUCUAACUGUCCUUGUGUCUGUGCUCUGGAUGGACCUGUUUGCGACCAGCCGGAAUGCCCCCAAAUUCACCCAAAGUGCACUAAAGUGGAACACAACGGAUGCUGUCCUGAAUGCAAAGAAGUGAAAAAUUUCUGUGAAUAUCAUGGGAAAAGUUAUAAAAUCUUGGAGGAAUUUAAGCCCUCUCCAUGUGAAUGGUGUCGCUGUGAACCCAGCAAUGAAGUUCACUGUGUUGUCGCAGACUGCGCAGUUCCUGAAUGUGUCAACCCAGUCUAUGAACCAGAACAGUGUUGUCCUGUCUGCAAAAAUGGUCCCAACUGCUUUGCAGGAACCACGAUCAUUCCGGCUGGCAUUGAAGUGAAAGUGGACGACUGUAACAUCUGCCACUGCCACAAUGGAGACUGGUGGAAGCCGGCGCAGUGCUCCAAACGGGAAUGCCAAGGGAAACAGGCCUUGUAGAGCAAAGUCCCCACCACCCACGAGACCAUAGAACAAUGUUAUGGCUUCUCCACUGCACAUGAUUAAACUCCUGCCAGCUACAACAGGGUCACCAGCAAAACCUUGAGGGUGGACACAAAUGAAAAUUUUCUCUCGCACUCUCUCUCCCUCUCGCUCUCUCUUGCUCCCUCUCACUCUACAAAAUAUAUACAGCAUAUCGGUAUCUAAUCCGCUUCUGUCAAUAUCCCUGCUCGAUGGCGAUUAGACUCGAUUUGGGGAGCAGAAAGGGAGAGUUCUCCCUACAGGCUCCUUCACUACUGAUGUUUCUGAUCUGCCCAUUUUCCUUCAGCUGUUGGCCUCUCAGCUAGGUUGUACAUUUGCAUUUUCCUGAAGUGAUUUCAUUUUUAGCCUCAAGGCAUCUUGGCCCACCAGGGGAGGGAGGCCACAUUUUCCUGAGUGAUAGAGGAGAUUUAUAUUUUUUCAGCUGAGCCCAAAUGCUUAGGUAAAAGAAUUUCCAGCAGUAGAAAUGUUUCUUGAAGAGAUGCCCACUAAGAAUAAAAUGAACCACAGAGUUAGGGGAAGGAGAGAGGGCUGAGCAGCCAGAAGGUCCCAGUAAUGCAGGAGACAGAGCUAGGUUGGGUUCUAGCCACUAUCUGAUGAGUAACAAAUGGAGAAAUAUCAGUCAUUAGGCAUAAAUGAAACUUUAAACUACCAAUCCCCAAAUCAAGGGUGAUGGGAUACAUGAACCCGAAAGACAAUGCCAAAAGAACAGUGGGAUCACCUAGAAGGGUUGAAAAACAUCUAACCUGAUCCAGGAAUUACUGUGCUUAAUUUGAACGACUUACCAAUCACACUCUAAGCUGUCUUUACCUGUCAGCAGUUUAUACACAAGAGCCAAGAUGAACAAUCCCACUGUGAAUCUACAUUGUCUGAACAUCAUUGGCUCUGGAGUCCCGUUUGGGUUUAAACGCGGUAGCAUUGAGUUUUUCCAGAAUGAGCUGGUUUGACCCCAUUUCCAGUAGCGUCUUCCCAGCCCGAUGUCCCAAAGUCUUAUUCAGGGUCCCCUUUCCACCUCAAGUGCUGAUUAGAACCAAGUGACUCAACUCAAGUGAGAUUUGCACAAUUCAACUCCAUGGGUUGACCAUUACAAACCGUCUCGAUAUAUAAAAUGACCAACUCUUGACCAGCUGCAGCGCUGCUCUGGCAAUAUUACUUGUACAAUUACGGUCACCUACACAGGGUAUCACAAUGUCACCUCGAUUUACCAUCAGGACCACCACCCCAAAGCCACAGCAUACAAGUUGCUGUUUACUCCUUUAUCCAGCCCCCUACGGUGGUCAACACCGUCCUCUCAUUGUGCUGUGGAAUCUCUAAAAUUUGGGGUCUCUUUUCUGACCUCACUCAGUAGCACUGAUCUGGGCCAUUGCAGGGUGCCCUGUGGAGUUGCCUGGUGGAUCUUCUUAUAGGCCAGAGCAGCCACUUCCUGGGCACGGUGGGCAUUCCCUCCUUCUUAUGUCCUUGGUGUGCACCUGUGGCUCCUCCCCUGACCCCAACCUUUUCUGACUGGAGGGAAUGGUUCAAUUCCAAUUGUAGGGAGCAAAUUCCACUGCCCUUGACCCAUUCUUGUUCAGGCACAACAUUCCUCCUUUUACCAAUUCAUCCUUUUUUUACAGAUUUCCCUUCUGAAAGCAAGUAGGCUCGAAAGAAAUUUGUCAUCCCUAACUAGUAACGGGCUGUGGCUCUGACCCUGCCAUCCUUCAAGUAUGCAACAAUUGCAGUACAAGACAGCAACGAUGUGUUGCCCUUCUGCAGAAAGGCAAACCACCUUCUCAGUUGAACACCAGCGUGAAGCCAGCUGGGGGGCUGCGAUAGCUAGAAUGUUACAGGCCCUCACAAGUCAUUCAUGAAUAACUCCACUUGAGCCUCCCUCCCCUCUAAAGUAAAGGCAUCCCACACCCCCAGCUCAAGGACAAUCAUAGCUGGGCAUGUAAUUCCACUGUAGUGAGGCUAACCAUCUUCAACUUCAAGAAAUCCACCCUCUUCAAAAGAAAUGAAGGGCAAGGGUUUCAACUUCAAGAAAUCCACCCUCUUCAAAAGAAAUGAAGGGCAAGGGUGGGGAGUGAGAUACAAGGAAGAUCAUUAAUAAAGCCAUGAAGCAGAGUGAUCCAUUUGUUAUUAAGGGACACCUGGGUCCCUUUCGGGGAACCAAAGAGAGAGUUCAUCUGGAGAGCCAAGGUAUGGUCAUUUUGGAUCAAAAGGCCGUCACACCAAGAGAUGCAGCCAGCAAAGCAUUUGCUAGAAUGGAGCAGGACAUCACUAAGAAACCCUCUUCAGAGAGCAGCUUCAGAGGUUGGUGAAGGAGAGCACUCUAUGGCUUUUGUUGGCAGGCAGAGAGAAUAUUUUCCUGGAGUUUCUCAGAAUGCUGUUUCCUUGCCAACUUUGUAUUGCUGACAUCUGUUUAUCUAUUUUUUUUUUUUGGUGGAAGAUGUGAAACAAUACUGUGACCGAACUACUCAAAGACUGAUGACAAUUUGCAGUUUCUCCUAACUACAUCUUUGAGGGAUUGUGUUUUUUUUUCCUAAACUCUGAAGAACAAGAUUUGCCUCAGCUUUUGUUUGAUGAGUUUCUUUAUGACUUUGUUUGAAAAUGCUGCCUCUACUUGCUCAAUACGCCCUCCUCUUUCAGUUUUUGUGCUUUAUUGACAGAUAUACUCCAAAAGGGAUCAGCCUCCUGUUUGUUAGCUGAUGCCCUGUUAAUACGUAUCCCGUUUCUAAAAAUCUUUGAACAAUAGUGUGCCUGAAAACUAGUGAAAAAAAACACCUGAACACUACACUGUACAAAGGGAUUCUAGCAACAAUAUUUGAUGUGUAAAAGAAUAUAUUAUUAAAAAUUAUUUUGUUAAAUAUAAAGUGUGUUAAUCUGCCAAAACUGUUUGUGGUAUAUUUUUAAAAUCUCUCUGCUGUCCUCAUCUCAACUUCUCAAUGGAUAGCGACAAUUCUUCAUGCCUACAAAUGGUCAAGGUUUAUGUUUCCAAGUGUAAUGAGACACCAUUUGAUUUGGUUACUGUUUUAGCCAUUUUAUUUUGCAGUUAAUGCUUUCUAAAUUCAUGUUACAGCAUCUUUUCAGUGGCCAGAGCAGCUGGAAUAGUUAGUCUUGGAAACAAGUUUGACCAUAAAUUAAAUUUAAAUAAUAACCAAGAGUAGAAUGAAGGAAGUAUUUCAAGGGAAAAGAUGAAACAUUUUGACGUAUUUAACCUAAAGUUCUUUUUAAAAAGGUCUUGUGAUGAUUUUCUUUUGAUCUAAAUGUUGUCCUUCCUUCAAAAUAACUUACUAGGGCUUUAAUACAAUUAAUUGCUCAGGAGAGUAGUACCACACAAGAGGAAAGUUGGCAAUUAUUCAAUUUUAAAUAAGUGAUAGAUGAGUAGAUCAGAUAAUUUAGGGUCUAAAAUGGAUUUUCCUUGUUACUUGAAUGACCAAGUUUGGGCUUGAAAAAUUGACGAACUUCCAUUUCACUUUAAUCUGCAUUGUAUUCUGUUGGUAUAAAGUUUUAUAAGCAUAAAUGAUCUACCAGGCCUGAAAAAAUAAAAUGAAA
This is a messenger RNA of Ornithorhynchus anatinus (platypus), 4641 nucleotides long. It is a transcript of the gene VWC2L, whose product is annotated as von Willebrand factor C domain containing 2 like. Gene Ontology annotation, molecular function: protein binding. Gene Ontology annotation, cellular component: AMPA glutamate receptor complex. NCBI's taxonomy places the organism in Eukaryota, Metazoa, Chordata, Mammalia, Monotremata, Ornithorhynchidae. The record is from RefSeq and is a predicted model, not a curated record. Gene Ontology annotation, biological process: negative regulation of BMP signaling pathway. The coding region runs from base 403 to 1071 and encodes 222 amino acids. The transcript is spliced from 4 exons.